GUAGAUGGCGUAAAUAUUUCUCGAAGCCGGUACGGUGCUGCAUGAUACGCGCUCAGAUAUUCGUCAAUUCCAGCCGAGUAUUGCAUGAGAGUAAUCUAACCUAGCAACUCCAAUGUUUCGGGUGGCCAGGAUGACCUCAGAGCAGUCUGUGCGGAGGCUUCGUCAGCUGCACGGUCUUCUACAAGGAAAUCAACAGCAGGGGGCGCUUGUCAUCCCUAAUCUCAGAUGUAGGGCCGUCUACUCAACAGAUGGAAAGUCUGUAUCAUUAGGAGGGGUUACCAAGACGAUCAAAGAACCAGCAAGAAGAGAACUGGUACCUCACAAAUACUUGCCAGAGAACGUCCCUCAGUCAGUACUAAGACAUCUACGAUGGAUCAUGCAGAAGGAUUCAUUAGGUCAGGAUGUUUUUCUUAUAGGAGCCCCCGGACCACUACGUAGAGCUAUUGCUAUGCAGUAUUUGGAACUGACGAAGCGAGAAGUGGAGUACAUGGCCCUGUCUAGAGAUACCACAGAAUCAGACUUGAAACAAAGAAGAGAAAUCAAAUCAAGUACAGCAUUUUACAUUGAUCAGUGUGCCGUACGAGCAGCUACAGAGGGCAGGGUAUUGAUUUUAGAAGGCAUUGAGAAGGCAGAGAGGAACGUGUUACCAGUCUUAAACAACCUGUUGGAGAACAGAGAGAUGCAGCUGGAGGAUGGUCGGUUUCUGGUUGCCAGUGAACGCUACGAUAAGCUGCUGAAGGACCACACAAAAGAAGAACUAGAAAGAUGGAAGUUAGUGAGAGUGAAUGAGGACUUCCGUGUGAUUGCACUAGGCUUGCCAGUCCCCAAGUACCGGGGGAAUCCCCUAGACCCGCCCCUUCGGUCUCGCUUCCAAGCAAGAGAUGUCAACCCACUUGCAUUCAGGGACCAUUUACAAGCAUUAUCAGAAGAGGGGAGUGCCGUUCCUUCAGAAAGACUGUCACAACUAUUAUCUUUUGCAACAACGCUGAGAUCAGAAGAGAUUGCUUCUUUGGGUUUGCCUGACUUCCCUCUGGAUAAUCUCUCAAAUAUUGUUAAAAUUCUGAAUGAAGUACCUUCCGCAUCUGUUCACGGGUUGAUACACCAGCUCUACCCGUACGAGGUCUUCCUAAGCAAAGAGGGUCAGGAAUCGGUUCUAGAUGCCUUGGAGAAAUUUGAGUUGAAGCCAGAGAAGUUCGAGAAGCCACCCAGCCAGAGGAUAGCAGGUAUCCAUUCAACCAAUCAGAGCGGAGCAUUCAGUGCUACGGUCAAUGUUGAGGUCGAGGGUCAACUUAGUCAGAUACAGGUACCAUCUGGCAUCAACACUAAAGAGCAAAGUGAUGCUCUACAUAAAUACAUCUCCACAGCAACCCAUGAUGGUCUGCUAGCUGAUAUGUUCAUGUCACAUUCUGUAGGAGACUUCUGCUUGGUUGGUCCCAAGGGAUGUGGAAAGAGUGUCUUGGCAAAAGAGUUCGCAGAGAACCUUGGCUACAACUCCGAGAUUGUCAUGCUGUAUCAGGACAUGACCUCGCGUGACCUACUACAGCAGCGAAUCACAGAGGUGAAUGGUGACACGGCCUGGAGACUAUCACCUCUAGUCAAGGCAGCACUAGAGGGCAGUAUAGCACUUCUGGAUGGGUUGCAUAGAGUGAACCCCAGUACAUUAACUGUGCUCCAUAGGUUGGUCCACGAUAGAGAGGUGACCCUUUUUGAUGGCACAAGACUACUUCGUCAUGAUAGAUAUGAGCAGGUGAAACAGGAUACCAGUCUUUCAGAUGCCGAGCUAGCAGAAAAAUCCAUCAUGAGGAUACAUCCAUCGUUCCGCAUCAUUGCCUUGGCAGAGCCCCCUCAGGUCGGAAGCAGCAGCCAGCAAUGGCUUAACCCAGAGCUUCUCACUCUAUUCAUGUAUCACCAUAUUAAACCACUGAGUAUGGCUGCAGAAAUGACAGUUAUACAAGGAAUGGUACCUAACGCUCCUACAGAUAGUCUUGACUCCAUACUCAAGCUGACUCACAGAUUAAGACAUGCUGCAGAUCCUAAUUUGAAAUCCGUAGCGUCUUCUCUGUCAACGCGCAACCUGAUCCGUAUAGCUCAACGCCUAGCCCACUAUCAGGACCAAGGGCUACAUGAUGCUGUACACAAAGCUUGUCUAUCAAGAUUCCUGCCCUCUCUUGCCCGCCAGUCCCUGGAAUCAGCCCUAGAGGAUGCUGGGAUAGUACCCCCAGCGAAGGAAUCACACAGCUUUGAAGACAUAGAGAAAGCUACUUCAAGCGAGGUCAAAGACAACGUAUUACGCAUCGGUAGGACAGAGAUGGCGCUGUACAACCCAGAGAAUCGUAUGAUGGUACCUGAUACACUCUUCUAUGAGAAUCCACAGCAUCUAGCCAUCAUGGAGGACAUGCUGAAAGACUUCACUCUAGGAGAGCAUCUCUUGUUGGUGGGUAACCAGGGUGUCGGCAAGAAUAAACUGGUAGACAGAUUCCUACAUCUACUCAACAGACCUAGGCAGUAUAUACAACUACACAGAGACACGACGGUUCAGACUUUAACACUCCAGCCCAAUGUACAAGAUGGUGUCAUAGUGUAUGAAGAUUCCCCUCUGGUGAAGGCAGUGAAAGACGGCCACAUAUUGGUGGUUGAUGAAGCUGACAAGGCCCCUACCCAUGUGACCUGCGUUCUCAAAGCACUUGUAGAGAGCGGUGAGAUGAUGCUAGCCGAUGGAAGACGUAUCGUCUCAGCCCAAUCUGGUAUGCAGCCAUCUGAUGACAUCAUCAUCACUCAUCCUGAUUUCAGUAUGAUGGUUCUAGCAAACCGACCUGGCUUCCCGUUUCUUGGCAACGACUUCUUUGGAUCAUUAGGUGAUAUAUUCAGCUGCCACGCCAUAGACAACCCUGACAUAGAAUCAGAGAUGGCCAUGCUACAGCGCUAUGGUCCUGACGUACCUAAGCCUAUCCUACGUAAGCUAGUCCUGGCCUUCAGUGAGCUUAGGUCCCUUGCGGACCAGGGUCUCAUUGCUUACCCCUACUCAACCAGAGAGGUUGUCAACAUGGUCAAACAUCUACAGAGGUAUCCAGAUGAAGGGCUCCCUCAGGUGGUGAAGAAUGUCUUCGAUUUUGAUGCUUACAAUAACGAGAUCAGGGAACAGGUGGUUGAGACGCUUCACAAACAUGGCAUUCCUAUAGGAGCAAGUAUAGCCAAUGUGCAACUAGCCAAAGAGUUUCCGUUGCCACCAGCCAGCCUGACAGGGAGAUGGUUGUUUGGUGAUAGAGGAGCAAGCAAGAGGAAGAUGGUUUGUCCGGUCGAUGAGAAGAAACUACGAGUCAAGGGCCCAGCACAUAUCCAAGUAAGGGAGCACAAGCUGGAUAGAGUUGAUUCUCGGUCUUCUAGCUUCAAUGAGCAGAUGGCAUCAUGGCAGCUACCCAUGAAUGAGACGAACAUACCGACCGAUGUGGCUGUUACCAAAGAUAAGACAUCAGAGAUGGUCCAUGUCUGUGUAGGGAACCCCAUUAGUCUGUACAGCAUGAAGCCUCUGGGCCAAUCCAUCCAGUUCCUAGACCUGUAUGAUGUGUUCCCCUAUCUUGGAUACAGACCAGCUCAGCUAGCAGCCCUCGGGGGUCCACUUCAGGGCCAGGUCGUUCUCAAUGACCCUAAGUCCCAUACCAGUCUCCUGAUUGACCCCUCCGCUGGCUCCGUCUGGAGACUCUACACCUCAGGGCUCCUGGAGGAGACGGUGACCAACAUGAGACGGACCAUGACCAGUGGCAACCAGCAAGACCAGUAUAAGAUGUGCUCUGAGUUUGCUCAUGAAAACUGGCUGGUCUUCUACACAGAUGGAGGAUCCAAAGUGGAAUGGAUGGAUGUUUUGAAUGGUGAGGCUUAUACAGUCAAUCUACCCAUGAACAUCAAGUCUCUUCAGCUAGCUUCUCCUGAUGCCUGGCUGCUGGUAGAAGCCAAGACAGACAGGAAGUUCUUGAUGACCCGGCCUUCUCCUGAUGCCCCUGUCAGUCAGCUGCAUGCCAUCUUUGAUGCAAACCUGGAUGAUACAGUUUUCUUAGUUUCAGAUAGUGAUAACUCCCCCUCAUCAUCCAGUCUGCCCCUGAAGGUAUCUCACACAGGCUUGUCUAAGGCUCAUCUAAGCUCUGUCAUAGGAGAGAACAUGGAUGCUCCUAACCGACUGAUGGCUGAUCCUCAGAGCUAUGGAGCUGUGGCUGUAGGCUUCCCUGAUCUACAGUCUUCUGUAGAUGUAUACAGUGCACCACGCCCCCCUCCACCCCCAACCUAUCCCUCGGGCGCCCUCCGUGACCCCCUAGCAUCCCUGGUCAAGAAGACCAGUACAGCCCCCACCACCGGGGGUAGUCCAGUGGUUCUACCAGACUCCGCCCAGGUGGUCAGGGUUCUCAACAGCAAACAGGUCCCAAAGGAACUCUUCCCGAAUGAGAAAGUCCCUGGAUCUGGGGAGUUCCUAGAAAUAGCCGACAUGUCUUCACAAACUCUCAAGUAUAUCCCUAUUCCAAGUCCCACAGUGCAUCGCAACUACACUCCCUGGGUGUCUGACAGUAAGGUCCUAACAGCCCCCACACCAAGCGAGGGCGUAGUGACUGUCGACACAGGUGGUCAUGUGAGAUUGUGGGAGACGGGGCGCCCUCAACUGUCCAAGUCGCUCGCUGACUGGUAUAAAAUGAUCGGUACGGCCGAGGAUGCAAAACUACAAAUCACAUAUGACAAGGAUGAGGUCGGUGACCUUUCAGAGCCUAAGUUUGGUAAAAUUGAUCCAUCCAAUGACCCUCAUGUAGGGGGUAACCAGUGGGCUGGAGGCACAGGAGGACGAGACACGGCUGGUCUAGGUGGUAUAGGGGGACCUUUCAGAUUGGAUGCAGGUCAUGAUGUACAUCAGGUCACUCAAGCUGCGAAGGAUGCAGUACCUGAAGAGGUGAGGAGAGCCGCUAGAGAGAUGGGUCAGAAGGCAUACAAGGCCAAACUGAAGGAGAUUGAGAUGUCCGAGUACGAUGCAGAGACCUAUGAACGCUUCUCAGACGGCGUGAAGAGACAGGUCACAUCACUCAGGGUCAUCCUAGACAGUCUACAGGCCAAGAGCAAAGAGCGACAGUGGAUCAAGCAUCAGACGUCGGGAGAUCUAGAUGAAGUUAAAUUGAUUGAAGGAUUGACUGGAGAGAAGGCUAUCUACAAGAGGAGGGGUGAACAAGAUCCAGAGAUGGGAAGCCCACAGGAGCAUCCAAAGCGAUUAAAGCUUGUUGUAGAUGUGAGUGGUAGCAUGUACCGCUUCAACGGACAUGAUGGACGUCUAGACCGUACUCUGCAAGCUAUCUGUAUGGCCAUGGAAGCGUUCGAAGGCUAUGAAGAGAAGUUUGCAUAUGACAUUGUAGGUCACUCUGGAGAGACGUGUGAUGAGAUCUUCCUCAAAUCAGACAAGGUUCCAAAGAACAACAAUGAGAGACUCAAGGUUCUUAGGAACCUCCACGCUCAUGCUCAGUUCUGUCUGAGCGGUGACAACACCGUAGAGGCAGCCAAGACGGCCAUCGAAGACAUCACCAAGGAGGAGGCUGAUGAAUACUUUGUCAUCAUCCUGAGUGAUGCUAACCUAGAUCGGUAUGGCAUCAGUCCUAAGGUCCUGUCCCGUGUCAUGCAGCAAGACGAAGAUGUCAAUGCCUACGCCAUCUUUAUCGGGUCCAUCGGAGACCAGGCAGGGAGAUUGGUUCGUAACCUUCCAGCAGGGCAUGGGUUUGUGUGUAUGGACACCAAGACAAUCCCACAGAUUAUGCAACAGAUCUUCACAUCCACUAUGCUCAAAUAGGAUCUCCUAACCCGUUGAUAGACCUAUCAAGCCUAUGUCUUCAUCAUA
This is a messenger RNA of Strongylocentrotus purpuratus (purple sea urchin), 5857 nucleotides long. It is a transcript of the gene vwa8, whose product is annotated as von Willebrand factor A domain-containing protein 8. Gene Ontology annotation, molecular function: ATP binding; ATP hydrolysis activity. The record is from RefSeq and is a predicted model, not a curated record. The transcript is spliced from 45 exons. Gene Ontology annotation, cellular component: cytoplasm. Bases 113 to 5809 code for a protein of 1898 amino acids. Lineage: Eukaryota; Metazoa; Echinodermata; Echinoidea; Camarodonta; Strongylocentrotidae.